CUAUGUUGUGGGAAAACCUUUGAAUAAAGCAAAGAAGGAAGGCGCACACUCAAUUAGAACCCAGUUAAAAAAAAGGAAUGGUGGGAUAGGAAGGUAUGUGGGUCUUUAAGCAUUCUUUAAUCCUCCAUCUAUUCUUUAAUACUUUCUGGAGAAACCACACACAAACGCAGUGUAUCUCUUCAGUCUUCUCUGCCAACAAAAUGCCACCUUUUAGAUUCAGAUCGGAUCCUGUGGCAAGCAAGUAAAUAGCCAUCAAAGCUCCCUCCUUUGCAGGUUCUCGUUUCUCACCUGAAUGAAGUUCAUGAGUACUUCAUGCAUGAGUAGCAGGAUGUGACAUCCUGGGAUUUUGAUUUCUGCAGAUAUCAGUUUCUGACCUUCAAUGAGAACUGAAAAAUCGAAACUUUAAGUUCAGUACUUUGGUAAUGUGGGAUUUUGAACUGGUUAUAUGUCAAUCUUUCAGUGGGGGUGUACAGAGAUUGACGAUAUAGUAGGCACCUAGAAUGAAACAAUAGGCUGCUAGUGAAGAGAAUGGGGUCUCAAGGUGGCGGCGGCAGUGGUGCAGUACAAGCAGCUGAAUUGCGGAUACUGGCCCGCCAAGGGUCUCUGUAUGGACUCACUCUAGAUGAGGUCCAAAACCAGCUCGGCCACUUGGGGAAACCACUUGGCAGCAUGAACCUCGAUGAGCUUCUCCAGAGUGUGCGGAGUGCUGAAGCCGAUCUGGGCCCAACAUCUGGUGCGGCCAGCGUUCAGCCGCUUUCUAAAGAUCUCUGCAAGAAAACAGUCGAGGAGUUGUGGAAAGACAUUCAACAAGUAAAUAAGAAGAAGAAAAACGACAGUGAGAAUCAUCUUCGCAAUGAGAGCGUGGGCGAAGAAGAGAGAGCGCCCACAUUUGGGGAAGUCACAUUAGAAGACUUUUUGUUGAAGGCAGGGGUUAUGGCGGAACUUCCUCCGGUCGGCCAAAAUGGUGGUCUGAUUUUAGGGUUCGAUUCGGCUCUGGCCCCACCGCCCAAUGUCCCUCAAUGUAUCCAGUGGAUGCAGUAUCAUCUCCCCUCCAUCCCCCAAUCGGAGAAUGUCAUGACUGGCCCAACGGCAGGUGACCAUAUGGUUCAGCCACGGAUUCCCAUUGGCACUCAUCCCACCAUGGACGCAGUCUACCCUGAUACACAAAUUUCUAUGUCCCCCUCCGCCUUGAUCGGUGCACUUUCGGAUGUUCAGUCACCGGUGCAGAAUACAGUCACGCCGGGAGAUGUUGUGGAGAAGACUGUAGAGAGGAGAAGAAAAAGGAUGAUUAAGAACAGAGAAUCGGCUGCUCGAUCACGAGCUAGGAGACAGGCGUAUACCCAUGAGCUGGAGCACAAGGUCAUGCGAUUGGAGGAGGAGAAUGCGAGGCUUAGACGGCAAAGGGAUGUCGAGAAAAUGUUUCCAUGCGAGCCGCCUGCUGAGCCCAAGAGUAAGCUUCGCCGAACAAGUUCUGCUCCCAUUUUGACGUCUCACUGCAUUUGAGUGUUGAGUGGAAGGCAGUUUUGUCAUCGCAGUUCACAUCUACUGAUUGCACGCCCGCAGCUUCCUUGUUCCCCGAAGGCUACACAACCCCAUCUUCCCAACUUUCGGAGGAAUCUUGUCUGUCUCGCUUCUUCAAGUUCUUUUUUUUUUUUCUCCCAAUGCUUAUGCGUUGGAUGGUUUCAACUCGAAACAAUUUGGUGCUACUGGUUUUUACCAAGCUGUGAGGUCAAUUGUUCUUCUUCCCCAGCUCCUUACCAUCUUUUGAAGUCCUCUUUUUUGUCCCAUACUUUGUUUUUUUUCCUGUUUCUUUGCAUCUUUUACAUCAAAGGACUUCCUGUAAGGUUCUCCUUGUGCAAAUCGGGACUCUAAACAUCAUGUUUUUCUCUAGAAUUUAUGUCAGGCCAGUCUGCAUGCCAGA
Rhodamnia argentea is the source of this 1921-nucleotide messenger RNA. Its product is annotated as ABSCISIC ACID-INSENSITIVE 5-like protein 2. NCBI's taxonomy places the organism in Eukaryota, Viridiplantae, Streptophyta, Magnoliopsida, Myrtales, Myrtaceae. Bases 529 to 1503 code for a protein of 324 amino acids. The transcript has 5 exons. Gene Ontology annotation, biological process: positive regulation of DNA-templated transcription. The record is from RefSeq and is a predicted model, not a curated record. Gene Ontology annotation, cellular component: nucleus. Gene Ontology annotation, molecular function: DNA-binding transcription factor activity.